GGUAGGAGCAAAAAGAAGGUGGAAGGAAGGAUCCGAGCAUUCCGAGCAUUCCGAGCAAUCCGAUAUCCGAUCCGAGAUCCGAGGAUAUACGGUGAUUGCGCGACCGGCAACCACCGGCAACGGCGGCAUCCGCGGCAGGGCGAAGCUUCGGCACGUGAAAUUUGUACAUUUUCAUGGAGAUACGUUGCCAGAGAUUUCAAGGAUGAGCAAGGCCGAGAAACGUGAAGAGAUCCGCCAGCUUAUCCUGGCGUUAUUGGUCUCCCGGAAAGGCGCCACAGCUAUACCGGUUCUAGAGAGAGACUAUUAUUAUGCGGAGAACACCCGUAUACCAUAUCGUCAAUUUGGAUAUUACAAUUUAGUGGAAUUUCUCCAAAGUUUCCCGGAACAUUUCAUUGUCGAGCAGUACAACGGCGGUCACUACGUACGCGGGAUUCCGUCGGAGAAAAGUAAGCACGUCAGCUCGUUGGUGUCACGUCAGAGGAUGAGAGAGCCCCCGAAAGCCAGAUACAUCCAACCCCGUUUUCGUCCGCCAUUUAAUCGGCGUCCACAUCAUUACGCGAGGCCAGUGCAGGAAUUUCACAUCGCACCUGACAUGUUAUGUCAGCUUCUGCAACAUAUAAAAGACAAUCCAAACGGUGUGAGUCUGCAGGACGCUGUGACGAUCGUACAGCGGUCAGUGCCAUACGUCAGUAUUUCUGCACAGCAAUUACGGGGGCAAUUACAAUUGCUGUCGCAUCAGUUGCGCCUGGAUGGCAACAUGAUUUUUCCGAUCUUGAGUAACGAUUCGCAUAAAGCGGCCCAGCAGCAGCUUCCGAAGGAAGAGCCACAGUUGCCGAGCAAAUCACAGAUCGACUCGGAAUCGCCUCCGACACCAACUAUAUGUGCUGCCGGACAAGAGGAUUACGAGAAUGGUAUAGAGUAUUUUAGUGAUGACGAUUUUCUGCCAGCUGAUUCUGCCAGUAACUGUCAGAGACGUGCAGAAACGAAUGGGGAAAUAAGUGAUAAAGAAGCCUUUGCCAUGAUGAAUGGCAACGGCAACACGGAAAUGAGGACUGCCGACGUUGAUAUGUCCCAACUGAUAAGUGAUAGAAUAAAGUUGCGACUGAAGGAACUGAUGCGGAAACAUCCGGACGGCAUUUGGUGUCCCGAUCUGCCCAACUUAUACUUACGCGAGUACAAGGUGUGCCUGAAUUACGUCCAGUUGGGCUUUGACAGUGUGCGCGAAUUCGCGUCUUACCUGCCGCAAAUCUUCUACAUGACGCAGGUUGACAAGAUGGAUGAUUUCAUGCUUUAUAGCGCGGACAAGAGGCCAGUGGUUCCAGAGCCUAUUGAUAUAGCGCAAACUUUGCGUAAUUACGAGGAUAAUCCACCGUUUCCAUCAGAUGUUUCUCCUACCAUUACCAGGAUCUUCGCUCCUAAUGACGUGAUGAAUUAUGACGAUAAAGUUGACAAAAUAUCGGUGGUUGAAUUAAAACGCAACAGAAAAUACUUGGGGGUAUAUGUUAUAGAAGUGUUUCAUCCAAACUUUUUUUGGGUACAUCUUCGAGAAAAUAGAAGACAUUUUGAUAAAAUGAUGGAUGAUUUAUCGGACUUCUACGAGUAUAAAAAAAGUACAUAUACCAUUGCCAAAAUUGCCUUGAAAAAGGACCUGAAUUGUGCGUGCAUUUACGCCAAUAGGUGGCACCGAGCGAUCAUUAGGAGUGUAAAACCAGAUUUUAGAGUAACGGUAUUCUUUUAUGAUUAUGGUACUAUGAAGACAUAUACACCCGAGGAUGUAUAUUAUUUGCAUCAACAGUUUGCCUAUUUACCGGCUCAAGCAAUACCUUGCGGCUUAUAUAAGAUUAAACCAAGUGUUGGUGAUCGCUGGAAAAGGAGCGUAGCUGAAAAAUUCAGCGAAAAGAUUGAGGAUACUCUUUUAGCUGCAACUAUAGUUACUAUUGAUCCUGAGCACAAUUCCAUGAUGGUCAUUUUGACCGAUACAAGCGAAGAAGAGGAUGUGCGUAUAAACGAUUGGUUAGUGAAUGAGAGACUAGCGCAAGUGGGUAACACGGCUGAUGCCGUCGACAUGGCUAGCAUAAUGAAGUAUGUGCGAAACAAUUUGAACCAAUUACCAACAUAUUGCUUCGCGGAGGAGAACCUGAUGCCCGACAACUGCUGCAAAGCAACAUCGACAGAGGAGACGUUCGAGGUACCUUUGGUUUCCCCGAAAUCAACGCUACAUUAUGACAGUCAUCAUCAGCAACAGCCAGUGAGACCGCCACCAGGUUUUCCGCCUCUCGGUGAACAACGCGUUCCGCCUAACUUAUCAUCGACAAACUUCCAGAACGUUUAUUCCUUCGCGAAUACGUUGAACGCUAAGGCGUCGGUCUUUAACAACGCGGAGGCGACGACGAAUCCGUUCCUGACUGACGAACUUAUUUAUGAUAAUGCCAAACAGAUAUACAUGUCACUCUGGAAUGAGAGCAAGAAGCUGCAGAGUAGCGUGACUGAUAUCCUCUAUGAGCUGCUAAAACCUUCAAUCGCAUUCAAGGAUCUGAUUCAGUUGCACAAAAUUUUGACGAUUGUGGAGAAUGUUUUAUUAGAACAAAAAAGUGAUUGUUCCACUGGCACGAAAACUCCGUCAACGCCCAAUCCUGCGAGCGGGACGACAUUGAACGAUGCUGGUUCCGCGCCGAAGGCGUCGUAUAAUUUAAAUAGUGAAACUUUCACGAAGGACUUCAAUGCAAAUACUAUCUCGAUGUCAAAUCCGUUUGGCGCUAACGGCGAUGACAGACCACAGAGUAACGCCGCGUUUUCGAGUUACAGCUCAGACGGUUUUACUUUUAAAACCAACUGGAACCAAUCGGACGAGCUCAAUCCGCAUAUGCAAAUGCCUUCUCCGCAAAUGCCUCCUCCAACUGGUAGUCCUGCACCUCCAACAUUCAUUAAUCACAUACCACCAGCUAGUACCUUCAUUCCAAACACCAAUCAGAAUGACGAAAAUGUUCCUGUGACGCCAGUAUCUCCAGCGAUCCCAACGAGUGCUAGCAGUAAUUCCUCGGAAUUUCUGGAGACCGUAAAUACUCAGUUCGCCAAUAUGCUCAAAGAUACAAAUCCCUUCAAGUUUUAUAUGACUAACAGGAUGCAGGUACCGGAGACGCAGAAUGAGCGUACGUUUCAUAACUACGAUACUGAUAUCACAUCGUAUUUCUCGGCAAAAAAUCCACAGAACAGCCACGCUCCAAAAACGGAAACUGUGAAUAUUCACGCGGGGAGCACGUGCUUUACGCCUGCGGGACAUGUCGGUGAAAACUACACUCCGAGAAUCGUCUACGAAGCCGGUCCGGUAAUUUAUAAUACGCAGAAGAAGCAAGCGGACGCAAACGCAAGGCAAAAUACAUGCAGCAAUAAUCUCGAUAACAUUUUGAAUGCUCAUGUCAGUGAAAAUUACACUCCGAAAAUGGUCUAUGAAUCCGGUCCGGUAAUGUAUAAUACGCAGAAGCAGCAAGUAAACGCAGAUGCAAGGCAAAACACAUGCAGUAAUAAUUCCGAUAACAUUCAGAACGCUCAAUCUCGCGAAUUAAGACAAGAUAAGAAACCGACAUCGCAGGCUGCGAACGAUAUUGCUGCUUCGUACACGCAGCAGCACAAAGUGACAAAUCAGAUAACGAGAGAUAACCCGCAAGUUGACGAGAACUAUGUCACUCGACCACCUGCAUAUUACACGCAGGGCUCACAGCCGAUAAUAAAAGGUGAACCGACUUAUUACCAGCAAAACAGUAACGUGAACAAUUUGCGACAACCUGUGUCGUCGCAAUCUUGGACUCAAACCGAGGUUCCAGAAUAUUGGGCCAAUUUAAAGUUCCAAAACAGCGUUCCUGUAUCGAAUCACAAUGAGAACCCUGCGUUUGGCACACCGACUACUUUCUUCCGUCAAGACUGGAACUGCGAUAACAGCAGAAGGUUCGCACCUCGAGAGAUGACUGAAGCGACCGAUUCGAGCAACAUUUUUAAAUUUAAAGACAGCCACGACAAAGAGAAGCCAAUAGAUAGUUAUGCGAAGUCCUGCAACAUCGAACAUGGAUCCGUUCAGCAGAGAACUCGUGACAUCGACUCUUUUGUAUUCCAGAAAAUUGACUCAGUUAAAGGUGUGACGUUUAUAUUUAACAUCGAACAGGAUGGUUGGAUACUGACAUGCGAGUUUGUAGAGGCCUUUACGAAUCUCAAGUUGCAAUCUCGUUUAUUGGCCACAUUAGAAGCGAUGAAUAUAAAAGUUAUUUUCAAAGAAAUCCAGAGAUCUGAAUAUCCAGUACAAUUUUCACAAUUGGACAGGUAUCCCCUAAAUGUUCCCCGUGAUUCUGAAAAACGGAUUGUCUCCAUUAGUUUGAUUUCGUUGCAAUCCGCGUUGGCAUUAUUGCACAGACUGAAAAUAGUCUCGCGUGAAGAAAUAGGGAAUGCUUUUAAAAAAAACGAGUUUCUGGACGGUUCCAUUCUAUCUACCUUGUGGAUGUUGAUUGUCACUUAUCGCGACUUGAGACGACGUAUUCUACUAUGUUCAAAUUAUAUAUGAAUAUUUGACAUAUAUAGAUUUAUAAAGCUUUGCUCUAGUGAGCAGAUGAAUCUCGUGAUUUAUUAUUAACUUCUUUUGACUGAUGUUUAAUGUGAUGUAUGGUUUUGUUGCAAAUAAUGUGACAUUUAUCAAUAUUUCCUUUGAUAAGAAAUUACUAUAAUUGCCGUACUUAUAACAGUGUAUAAGAAUGUUUUAGUUUAAUUUCUUUUUGACGUUUAUAUAUAUAACGAGGACAAAUGAUAUUUAUGUUGUGUCUUAAAGCUACUCUGCAUUCUUUAUAUUUUAAAUUGUAAUACUGCCUAUGUUGAUUUGGAAUUUAUAUAUAAUCGUGAUGAGGUAUAAAACAAUACUUAACAUAUCAGUAGUGAGCAAAGAUGCUGUCCGGUUUUAGAUGUCGUGAGUAAAAUUGCUUUUCUUUUAUAUCUUGCCAUACUUUUCUUUCUUCAGUAAUUGGCUCUUAGAAGAAAGAGAAAAGUUCAGUGUAAGGACAGUUUAAUCUCACUACAUCAGAACGAGUAUUCUUGCUCUUGGUCGUCUCUACCUAGUUGAUUUAUAUUUUCAUUUAUUUUACUAUUAUUUUAGGCGAUUAAGUAUAUAUAAUCCUACAAUUAGAUCAGUCAUUGUUGUUACCUGAUUAAGUAUGCCUUAAGUAAUAAUAAGAGUUGUUUUUGUAAUUUUUUAUAUGAUGACAAGAUAUAUAAUGAGCGUAAGAACUGCUACAAUAUAUUUAGUAAAGAAAAGCUAAAUAUAUCGUUGAAAAAAAAAAGAUUUGCGAUGAUUAUUAUACCCAUCUGUGUCAACCCAGACAGCAUGCAUGUCCAAAAUCGGGACACAAGACGUCUUUAAGAUAUCUUUAAAACGUCUUAUGAUAUGAGGUCUAAAAGACGUCUUAUGUCUCGAUCUUGGAUACGAUGCUGCCUGGGAAAUAUCCUGAACAUUAAAAAGGUUCUUAUCAAGUGCC
This is a messenger RNA of Temnothorax curvispinosus, 5510 nucleotides long. Its product is annotated as tudor domain-containing protein 5-like. Gene Ontology annotation, biological process: spermatogenesis. The transcript has 10 exons. The record is from RefSeq and is a predicted model, not a curated record. The coding region runs from base 203 to 4549 and encodes 1448 amino acids. NCBI's taxonomy places the organism in Eukaryota, Metazoa, Arthropoda, Insecta, Hymenoptera, Formicidae.